Benincasa hispida (wax gourd) is the source of this 728-nucleotide messenger RNA. RefSeq names its product large ribosomal subunit protein eL38z/eL38y-like. Gene Ontology annotation, cellular component: cytosolic large ribosomal subunit; ribosome. Lineage: Eukaryota; Viridiplantae; Streptophyta; Magnoliopsida; Cucurbitales; Cucurbitaceae. Gene Ontology annotation, molecular function: structural constituent of ribosome. Gene Ontology annotation, biological process: translation; protein-RNA complex assembly. The record is from RefSeq and is a predicted model, not a curated record.
UUUUCAAUAAAUGGGUAAAUGGGCCUUCUUGGAAUGGGCUUAUCUCAAUUGACGGCCCAUCUAGGGUUUGGAACAACUCAGCAUCAUCGUCGUUUCCCUUUGAACCUCCUGAUAAAUAACAACUUCCAAAAGCUAGGGUUUUUGAGCCUCCACAAUCAGCAACUACUCGGCAGCCUCAGUUCUGCCACCAAAAUGCCGAAACAAAUUCAUGAGAUCAAAGAUUUCCUUCUCACUGCUAGAAGAAAGGAUGCUCGUUCUGUGAAAAUUAAGAGGAGCAAAGAUGUGGUGAAGUUCAAAGUUCGAUGCUCCAAAUAUCUUUAUACUCUCUGUGUCUUCGACUCUGAGAAGGCAGACAAGUUGAAGCAAUCUCUUCCACCAGGUUUGAGUGUGCAAGAUCUGUGAAAGAAUGGUUUAAAGUCUCAAAUGACCACAAGAAUGAGAAGUAGAUUUUUUGUAUGGCGUUUUUUUUCCUCCAACUAUUUAGAAUAUAUUUAAAUUGGAUUUGAGCUUGUAGUAAUCCAUAUUUAUCCUCGUUUUCCAGUGGAUUGGUUGGAAUUUAGAAUUGUUAUGUCGAGUUUAUUAUGUGGGUUAUGUUUCACUAAAUAUAUUGCUACCCAGGUUUUAUUUGAACAUGAUCAGGAUUGUUGUAAAAUUAUUUGCCUUCGGAUAACCCAGGAUGAAGGAAACAAUUGAAACUCAAUUCAACAGCCAGUGGAUGUGUAAAACUA